GACGCCUUUUUAUCAAUAUCAGUCGAUGUUUUCAAUAUUAAGUUCAUUUAGGUAGAAAGUACUCAUUUGCCAUUCGACAUUCAUUUUUGUGUUUUAGUCAUAGGAAUACGUCAAAACAAUGGCUUCAGACAAGAAAUCAUUUGUUGAUAAAAUUGUGAGCUAUCGACCGCCUGCCCUAGACAAAACUUCUGCUAUUAAUUUUUAUGUUCCAGCAUUUGGCUCGCUUAACUACACAAUUUUGUCAAUUAACGUAAUGAACCCAGGUCUUUUACAAAGAAUAAUACCUAAACCAGAUCUUACUAAUUUACUUUUACUCAAUUCAUGUGUGGGAUCAACAUUAUUCAUUGUAAGUCGUCCUCAUUUGAGAUCAUCACCUUUGAAGAUACGUGUUCUUUACAGUGUAUAUGGUUCAGUUUUGUUCAAUAUGGGAUCAGUGUUGUCAUGGGCUAUUAUUCGUAGUUUAUUGCCAAAUAACACUGCAAUAGCAACUCUUGCUGGAAUUUUUUCUGGAUUUGCAAUUACUAGUUGUGGUGUUGCUUAUUUAGAGCACAAUGAUAAAAAUUUUAAAUCUUAAAAAGUGGGCUGGGUUCAUAUUUUAUUUUUUAGUAUAUUCUAAACUAGUUUAAAUGCUAAGUUAUUUAAUCAAAUAAUUUAUGUAUUCCAUUUUUAUUGUGAGGGAAUAAUAUUACUUUUAAACUGUUGUUUUACUUAGCACACAUUUUUUUUUAAUUUAUUUUAAAUUUUCGUACUUUCUUAUUACACAUAAGUCAAGUAUAUUAGUUAUUGAGUGUAUAUUUAUAAUUUUUAUUUAUUGAACCAAAAAUAUAUUUAAACAUAGUAUAUCAUUUUGUA
Daktulosphaira vitifoliae (grape phylloxera) is the source of this 852-nucleotide messenger RNA. RefSeq lists its product as uncharacterized. Lineage: Eukaryota; Metazoa; Arthropoda; Insecta; Hemiptera; Phylloxeridae. The record is from RefSeq and is a predicted model, not a curated record. The coding region runs from base 119 to 574 and encodes 151 amino acids. The transcript has 3 exons.